AUGGCUGAAAUUUUCGAUAAAAAUGACACUGCCAAGCGUAUGAUUAAUAGGAGGGGGGGGAGGGAGUUGACACAAGUUAUCGCGUGCACUGAUAAAGAUAGUGAUUGUUUCACAGAGCUUCUACCGAAGUGCAUUACAAUGGCAGUGUGGACAAGCUAUGUUCAUGAUUGGGGGACUUUCACUGACCAAGCUUCUGAGCAAUACAUGAUUAGACCGUUGAUGGAAAAGGACAUCAAAGCCGCUUUUACAGUCAUUGCUGCCGUUAUUUUGGACGAUAAUAUUUUCAAUGUAUUGGAUUUCAGAUCGGAUAAAGUUUCAAUCGAAUCUCUGCUAUCGUUUGUAAAAGAACAUUUGAAGCCAAAUCUGACGUUUGGCUGCUUCAAAAAAGACGCGAACGAACUAAUUGGAGUUGAUGUGAUUUAUAUACGGAACAUAAACGAUAAUGACAUCAAGUACGGCCCUGAGUACGGGGAAACGUUCUGUAAAUACAUGAAGUACCUGAAGUUUGUCGAGAGACGGCUACGAUACAAUGUUGCUGCGAAAUACGUAAAAUACCUCACUUCACUUGGAUUGUUCAUAUUGCCAGAAUAUCGGGAGACUGAUAUUGAAAAAUACAUGCUGCGUAUUCGAAAAAAAGUUGCUUCACAUCGUGGUAUCGUGGUAAACGGAGCUGCUCUGAUAGGGAGGAAAAUUAAAAAAAAUGCCAAGGAAUUGAAGUACAAAGUAUUUGAAGAAAUCAGAGAAGUUAAUGUGGAGGGUACAGACUUGGAGUACCUCAGGGGAGCUGCUGUGUUUCCUAUUACAAUAGUUGCAAUGACAAAAUUUGGUACGAAACCGAAAUCUAAAACUGUUCCUUCGAAAAGAGCAAAGCGAUCAUCAUCAUCAUCAUCAUCAUCAUAA
Spodoptera littoralis (African cotton leafworm) is the source of this 900-nucleotide messenger RNA. The record is from the annotation of a GenBank genome assembly. Lineage: Eukaryota; Metazoa; Arthropoda; Insecta; Lepidoptera; Noctuidae.